Molecule: messenger RNA, 897 nt
Organism: Rubroshorea leprosula
Lineage: Eukaryota; Viridiplantae; Streptophyta; Magnoliopsida; Malvales; Dipterocarpaceae
Source: the annotation of a GenBank genome assembly
AGGAAAUUUGAUUAUGUUGAUUCUCAUGAACAAUAUCUUCAACGGUCCACUUCCAGAGGGAAUCGGUGAGUGCAAGUCUCUUACCAAGAUUCGAACCACAAGAAACUUCCUCAAUGGAACGAUCCCCACCGGAGUUUUCAACUUACCGCUGGUCACACAAAUGGAGUUAGAUGACAAUUUGUUCUCCGGUGAACUGCCUUCAGAGAUGUCAGGUGCUAAGCUAGGCCUGCUGAAAAUGUCCGGUAAUAUGAUCACCGGAACAAUUCCUCCGGCGAUACGUAAUUUGGCUAAUUUACAGACCCUGUUUCUCGAUGCAAACAGAUUUUCUGGUGAAAUUCCUGAGGAGAUCUUCAAGAUCAAGUCACUUUCGAAGCUGAACAUCAGCAACAACGACAUUAGCGGUGAAAUACCUGCUUCAAUUUCUCAAUGCACAUCACUUAAUUCAAUUGAUUUGAGUAGAAACAAGCUUACUGGAGAAAUUCCGAAAGGCAUUUCUAAGCUGAUUGAUUUGAGCAUCCUCAAUUUGUCAAGGAACCAGCUUAGCGGUGAAAUUUCCGAUGAAAUUAGAUACAUGACGGGCCUCACAACUCUCGAUCUUUCAGAUAAUGAUUUCUCCGGUGAAAUCCCCACUGGUGGUCAAUUUUCAGUUUUCAACGCAAGCUCGUUUUCUGGAAAUCCCAACCUUUGCUUAUCGCGCCGAGAAAGUUGUGCAUCUUUGGUUAGCAGGGCUGGAGCUUCAGGCCACCAUGCGAAGCCGUUCACGGCCUCGAAACUCAAAAUCACAGUUAUCUUUUUAACCGUUUCGUUAUGAAGGUUUUUUUUUUUUUUUGUUUCCCUCUUUUCGGCCAACAAUGUUAUGGUGCUUCCAAUCUUACAAAUUAAAAUGUUCUUUAUCCU